Messenger RNA from Exophiala viscosa, 855 nucleotides. RefSeq names its product putative plasma membrane ammonium transporter. Gene Ontology annotation, molecular function: acetate transmembrane transporter activity. The coding region runs from base 1 to 855 and encodes 284 amino acids. The record is from RefSeq and is a predicted model, not a curated record. The transcript is spliced from 5 exons. Lineage: Eukaryota; Fungi; Ascomycota; Eurotiomycetes; Chaetothyriales; Herpotrichiellaceae. Gene Ontology annotation, cellular component: plasma membrane.
AUGGCAGACAAAGGGUCUCCAAUGAACAACUUGAACUCGCGAGACGACGUGCUCCGCCGUGUCCAGACGGCAGACAGCGUCUUCCUACCUCGCGAGGUUUUUGAGGCUCUUUACCUCAAUCCAGAACGCAAUGUUCCCAACGAUCUGCGCAAGAGGCUCGGCAACCCUACGCCUGCCGCUUUGAUCGGCUUCGUGAUGGCAUCGACGCCUUAUGCCUGCGCCAACAUGGGCUGGCGAGGUGCAGGUGGCUUGGGAGGUGCUUUGAUUCCAGUCAUGAUCUUUUUCGGAGGCAUUCUUCAAAUCGUCGGCGCAAUGAUGGAAUGGGUUUUGGGGAACACCUUCUCCAUGUGCCUCUUCUUCACCUACGGAACCUUCUGGCUCGUCGCUGGCACGCAGCUAGUCCCCUGGUUCGGCGUGGGCAUUCACUACUCUGCCACAGGAGAUAGUCUGGCUGGCAUGGCGGAACCCGCAUAUUAUGCUACAUUUGGAUUCUACUACCUCACGCUAGCCAUGAUCACGACGGUCUUCAUGAUCUGUAGCUUGCGCACGAACAUCGUCUUCUUCUCGGCAUUGUUCACUUUGAUCUUCGCAUUCGCUUGUGCGGCUGGAGCAUUCUGGAACUUGGCACUGGGUAAUGUCCAGGCUGGAGAGAACUUGACUGUUGCCGCCGGAGCAUUCACAUUCGCAUUGACCAUGAUGAUAUGGUACCUUCUCAUCGUGCAGCUGCUCGAGUCGGUCGAUUUUCCGAUCACGUUACCUGUCGGCGACCUCUCACAGAAGAUCAGGGGGAAGAAAGAGAGGCUGGCGAUGAAGGGAGGCGUCAACGUUGCUGAGCCUGAGCAACUGCGAGAAUAA